Messenger RNA from Mobula hypostoma (lesser devil ray), 4483 nucleotides. RefSeq names its product transducin-like enhancer protein 4. The record is from RefSeq and is a predicted model, not a curated record. Gene Ontology annotation, molecular function: protein binding; transcription corepressor activity. Gene Ontology annotation, biological process: regulation of DNA-templated transcription; negative regulation of canonical Wnt signaling pathway. The coding region runs from base 601 to 2877 and encodes 758 amino acids. The transcript is spliced from 20 exons. Gene Ontology annotation, cellular component: nucleus; transcription regulator complex. Lineage: Eukaryota; Metazoa; Chordata; Chondrichthyes; Myliobatiformes; Myliobatidae.
AAGAGGCGAGGUUUGCAACAGUGAGCCUGUGUUUCAUUGAGUAAAACGAGCCAGUUCUUGGAAUAUCAUCCUUGAUCAGAUCACUUCUUCUGAAAAAUGGACUUUAUUUAGUGGGAUCUUUUUGUUCAUUCCUUUCAAGAUACUUUCAUUGCGCAAAGACAUCGCUUAAACCCCGACGGCAGCGUCGACUUUAUAACAUUUUGAGUUAGGAUCGACAGAGGUGGACUGUGUACAUGUGUGUUGUUCGAUGGACAUCACAACAUCGUGUUCCUUUGUACAGUCCUGGAUUUGCCCCAGCCUCGAUACGCGUCCGGAGUUGAUCUGGAUUUCUUGCUGAUCUUCUUUCUGCACUGUGUAUUUCGGCGAUGUGAUCUUGAGUUGCAUCUUGCCAGGGAUGGUUCAGUGGUGAGAAACCGAAAGACUUUUGUUUCCCUUCUGGUGAUGUUUCGAAUCUGAAUUAAAAGCCCCGACGUCUAUUUCGUCCUCCUACUCCACAGAAGUCCGUUUUGGGAACAUUUUCUCUGUGUGCGCUCGUGUGUGAUUUUUGUUUUAAUUGAAAAAAGGACGGUGGGGGAGUGUUGAGAGGAACAGCAUCCAAGGAUGUAUCCACAAGGCAGGCAUCCCGCACCCCAUCAGCCGGGACAACCAUUUAAGUUUACGGUGGUGGAGACGUGCGAUCGCAUUAAGGAGGAAUUUCAGUUUCUGCAGGCGCAGUACCAUAGUCUCAAGCUGGAAUGUGAGAAACUGGCCAGUGAAAAGACAGAAAUGCAACGGCAUUACGUCAUGGUAUGUACACAAUACUAUGAAAUGUCCUAUGGAUUGAACAUUGAAAUGCAUAAACAGGCAGAAAUUGUGAAGAGACUGAGCACAAUCUGUGCACAAAUUAUACCAUUCCUCUCCCAGGAGCACCAGCAACAGGUGGUCCAGGCAAUUGAGCGAGCUAAGCAGGUCACCAUGGCGGAGCUGAAUGCCAUCAUUGGGCAGCAGCAGCUCCAGCACCUGUCCCAUCAUGCACCUCCAAUUCCACUCACUCCACAUCCGUCAGGACUCCAGCCUACGGGGAUUCCUUCCAUUAGCGGUGGCUCAGGCCUCUUGGCUCUCUCCAGUGCCCUCGGCGUCCAUGCACACUUAGCGAUGAAAGACGAUAAGAAUCACCUGGACAUGGAACAUCACAGAGACCGAGAUCGUGAUGCCAGUAGAAGUAAAUCUGUGUCUCCGUCCGACAGUCUACGCGCUGAAGACAAGCACAGAGGCUCCCUCGACUACACCACCGAAGGCAAGAAGAGGAAGUGUGAUGACAAAGACUCGGUGGGACAUUAUGACAGCGAUGGUGAUAAGAGCGACGAUAACUUGGUUGUGGAUGUUUCAAAUGAGGAUCCAUCAUCUCCACAAGGCAGUCCGUCCCAUUCUCCCCGAGGGAAUGGGCUGGACAAGUUCCACCUCCUGAGGAAGGAUGCUCCAAGCAGCCCAGCGUCUCUAGCCUCCUCGCGUAGCACUCCGCCCACAAAAUCCAAAGAGCCAGGCCUGAAUGAGAAGGCCACUACUCCAGUCUCCAAGUCAAUCACCCCAACACCUCGGAGUGACUCCUUAACCCCUGGUCCAAGCUCUGCCUCUCGAUUGCGACAGAUUUCCAGUAAACCGAGUGUGGAUGCAUUGGGUCUAAGGAGCCCAUUGACAGUCCCUGGCCCCUACCCCACGCCAUUUGGAAUGAUGACCCACGCAGGAAUGAAUGGGGAGUUGCCCAGCCCUGGGGCCUACGCAAGCCUCCACAUCUCACCUCAAAUGAGCUCUGCAGCCGUGUAUGGUCGAUCGCCUAUGGUUGCGUUUGACUCACAUCCUCAUAUGCGUCCUUCAGGCCUUCCUCCGAGCCUGCCCACAAUUCCUGGGGGAAAACCGGCCUAUUCAUUCCACGUAAGUGCUGACAGUCAGAUGCAGCCCGUACCGUUCCCUCCUGAUGCCUUGGUGGGACCAGGGAUUCCUCGGCACGCCCGGCAGAUCAAUAGUCUGAAUCACGGUGAGGUAGUGUGCGCCGUUACCGUCAGCAACCCCAUGAGGCACGUGUACACCGGAGGCAAAGGGUGCGUCAAGGUGUGGGACAUCAGCCAGCCGGGUACUAAAAGCCCCAUAUCUCAGCUCGACUGCUUGAACCGGGACAACUACAUCCGUUCCUGCAAGCUCCUCCCUGAUGGGCGCACUCUGAUCGUGGGCGGGGAGGCCAGCACGCUUUCCAUCUGGGACCUGGCAGCACCCACCCCGCGAAUCAAAGCAGAACUGACCUCGUCGGCUCCCGCCUGCUACGCGCUCGCCAUCAGUCCUGACGCUAAAGUCUGCUUCUCAUGCUGCAGUGAUGGCAACAUCGCUGUAUGGGACCUGCACAAUCAGACCUUGGUUAGACAGUUCCAGGGCCACACAGACGGAGCCAGUUGCAUUGACAUUUCAAACGAUGGGACCAAGUUGUGGACCGGAGGUCUUGAUAAUACCGUCAGGUGCUGGGACCUGAGGGAAGGACGACAACUCCAGCAGCACGACUUCACUUCACAGAUUUUCUCCCUGGGGUACUGCCCAACUGGCGAAUGGCUUGCGGUUGGCAUGGAGAGCAGCAACGUAGAAGUGUUACACGUCAACAAGCCAGACAAAUACCAGCUUCAUCUUCAUGAGAGCUGCGUGCUGUCACUGAAGUUUGCCUGUUGCGGUAAAUGGUUUGUGAGUACUGGGAAGGACAACCUUCUGAAUGCAUGGAGAACUCCCUAUGGAGCUAGUAUAUUCCAGUCAAAGGAAUCAUCGUCAGUGCUGAGCUGCGACAUUUCAGUGGACGACAAAUACAUCGUUACCGGCUCAGGAGACAAGAAGGCUACUGUCUAUGAAGUGAUCUACUGAGCAGCCACCUUUACGGAGCAAGAAAUCUAAAAGGGACACCAAGCUGUUACUGGACAUUGGAUUUAACGAGGGACAAGGUCAACGACAGCUACUGCCAAAGCAGACUGCAUAUGUACUGUUAAAAGCUGCAAUAUACUAUAGAGUGGAAUCUUCAGAUAGAAUUAGGCGUAAGAAAGGCUCGCGUACCUGGGGCAUUGUCUUGUUUAUGCAACAUAGUAAACCUGUAAUUGUGGAAAGUGUAUAUAUUUCUUAAAAAAAAAUUUGCAAUCAAUGCUGUAGCCACUAACAAUCAUUCAUUCAUGAAGACCUUCUUUAUUGUCUUUGCCUUUGGAACGCAGGGCUCCUGUUGUAUUUAAUUGCUCAACUACAUUCAACAAUGUCUAGGGGACAAAUGCACUGUGUAGAACUAAUUUGUGCUUUAAACAGCAGUUAUGACAUGAAGUUUAGAAUGCUAUUGUCUUUAAUCCUAGUCCUCAUUUUCUUUUCUGACAAGACUUGUGCCACCAUUUUUAUGUAGGGCACGACUCUACAGCACAUUACCACAGAGGAUAAAGGUUUCUGUUUAACUUUUAACUUGGCCUAUGAUCAUUUUUCCAACCCACUGGCGGGGCAGGGGAAGCAGAGUCAGUCAAUUUAAAGGGAGUUCGAAAGGCCUUGAGGGAAGUUGAUGUGUAGGGCUAUGGGGGAAAGAGCAGGUGAAUGGGGCGGACAAGAUUACUUCAAAGGUUAAUGAACAGAGAACCCUCCUUCAGUGUUAGGAUAAUUAUAUACUUCCAACAAACGACAGGCAACCAUUAAUGUUAGAAGAGAUUAUUAAAAAACAGAGAUGAGGAGGAAUUUCUUUAGCCAGAGGAUGGUGAAUCUGUGGAAUUCUUGGCCACAGCUGACUGUGGAUGCCAAGGCAUUGGGUAUAUUUAAAGUGGAGGUUGAUAGGUUCUUAAAUUAGUAAGGGUGUCAAAGACCUUGGGGAGAAGGCAGGAAGGCGGGGUUAAUAAGUCAGCCUUGGUGGAAUGGUGGAGCAGGCUCGAUAGGCCAAACGGCCUAAUUCUGGUCCUGUCUUAUGAGGUCGUAUGACAGUCACCUGCUCCCUCCUAGCCAUGACGUGAGGAAGCCUUUCAUACCAAUAUAACCAAGUGCAAUGUUGUCAAAGUCAAACUAUCACAUGCCUCCAGAGAACCCCUUCUCUAUAUCCUCCCCAAACUACUUUUGAAAUCAUCUCUUUAUAGAAAUAUUGAACUUGAUGAAUGCAAGUUGGAUUAUGAUGUUGGGUCUCACUUCUUGUAAAGGAGGAUGGACACCACGUCACACAAGAGGCCCUAUAAAACACGUGGAAUGAAUGCACACUUGUGUAGAGCUGGCAGAAGAGGACCGGUGAAGUAGUGCACUGUGAUUCAAAGAAAUAGAGGCUAGGGGAAAGGUGAAUGGAGGGACUGAACAUGUGAUGUACUAUAUUAUAUUGCAGCUUCAAAAAAGAAAUUUGCACUUUUAUGUGCAUUUUAAGAACAAGCUUCUCUUUUGUACAGGUCAAUGUAAGUGACUGACUGUAGAACCCUGCUGUAUAGUUAAUAAACAAGCUGAUUAAACAGGUAAAACUCUGCACAGCUUU